AGAUUUUUCUUUAUGGAUGGGCCUGCCGGUUGUGGUAAAACAUUUACUUACAAUUAUUUAAUUGCUGAAACACGCAGCAGGCAUAUUAGAACUGCAACAGCUGCAUGGACAGGAAUAGCUGCAACUCUUCUUAAGAAUGGAUGCACAUUGCACGGCUUAUUCAAACUUCCUGUUCCAAUUUUGGAAACUAGCACAUGUAAUGUAACUCCAAACUCCAUUCAUGGUAGAUUCCUGAGACAAGUUAGUUUAUAUUUACUCGAUGAAGCAUCUAUGAUACCCAAACAUGCUUUGAGUGCCAUUGAUAAGUUAUUACAAGAUAUUUGUAAUAAUAAGUUUCCUUUUGGUGGUAAAGUUAUUCUUAUGGGUGGAGAUUUUCGACAAAUACUUCCAGUUGUGAAGAGAGGUCGACCAGCAGAUGUUGUAGAAUCAUGUAUAAAAUGUUCUGAACAUUGGCAAUAUGUGCAAAGGUUUUCAUUAACUGAAAAUAUGAGGGUUCAGAUAGGAGAAGAGGAAUUUUCUCAAUGGCUUUUAAAGCUUGGAAGUGGAACAUUACCUGUCAAGCCUGAAGAUCCUUUGCAAGGGUGUAUUGAAAUACCUGAGCAGUGUUUUCUCAAUGAUAAUGAAUCUAUUGUGGAAAAGAUUUUUGGUGGUGCAGAAGAAGCUGAUUAUGCAAAACGUGCUAUUUUAACACCAACAAAUGUUGAUUCAUUGGCAAUAAAUGAAGAAGUCCUUCAUCGAUUACCGGGUGAUGUUAAAACUUAUUUAAGUUCAGAUAGCAUUGAAACUGAUGAUCAUAAUGAAAUUUAUAAUUUUCCAGUUGAGUUUUUAAAUACUUUGACUCCAUCAGGUAUGCCUGUUCAUUGCCUAAAGUUGAAAAUUGGUGCUGUUAUAAUGCUACUUAGAAAUUUAGAUCUCAAAGGUGGACUUUGUAAUGGAACACGUUUGAUGGUGCGUGCACUACACAACAAUUACAUUGAUGGUGAGGUUCUAACAGGUGUAUCAGCUGGUAACAGGGUAUUUGUUCCUCGAGUUCAAUUAGCUCCAUCAGAUUCAAAUUUACCUUUUACACUUAAACGUCGUCAAUUUCCAGUUAGGUUAGCAUACUCAAUGACCAUAAAUAAAAGUCAAGGUCAAACAUUUGAUAAAGUUGGUGUUUAUCUCAAAAAGCCUUGCUUUUCACACGGCCAAUUAUAUGUUGCAUGUUCAAGAACAAAAUCUUUUAAUAGUUUGUUUUUUAAAGUUGAUAAACAUGCAUUACAAGGUAUGUCAUUUAACAAAUAUUACACAAAUAAUGUUGUGUUUACAAAUGUUCUUAAUUUAUAAUUUUGACAAGUUUGU
Molecule: messenger RNA, 1338 nt
Organism: Hydra vulgaris (swiftwater hydra)
Lineage: Eukaryota; Metazoa; Cnidaria; Hydrozoa; Anthoathecata; Hydridae
Biological process (GO): telomere maintenance; DNA replication; DNA repair
Cellular component (GO): replication fork
Molecular function (GO): DNA helicase activity
Source: RefSeq, a predicted model, not a curated record